Messenger RNA from Thalassophryne amazonica, 1674 nucleotides. It is a transcript of the gene smim15, whose product is annotated as small integral membrane protein 15. NCBI's taxonomy places the organism in Eukaryota, Metazoa, Chordata, Actinopteri, Batrachoidiformes, Batrachoididae. The transcript is spliced from 2 exons. The coding region runs from base 102 to 326 and encodes 74 amino acids. The record is from RefSeq and is a predicted model, not a curated record.
CGCGCCGGUACCCAGAUUGAUUCUCCGGAAGAGGGAGGGCGAGAGAUUUUUGACUGUGGAUAUCUCCAAAUCGCUUUGCAUUUAGAAUUGCUGCUACCAGGAUGAUUGACAUUCGGGCAUGGGCAGAGUAUGUUGUGGAGUGGGCUGCCAAAGAUCCCUACGGCUUCGUGACCACUGUCAUACUGGCUCUCACGCCUCUCUUCAUUGCCAGUGCACUGCUUUCCUGGAAACUUGCCAAGAUGAUUGAUGCACGAGACCGCGAGCAGAAAAAAAAGCAGAAACGUCAGGAGAACAUAGCCAAGGCCAAGAGGCCCAAGAAAGACUGAUCUGACGAGGCAUGAAAUAGGAGGAGCAGCUACCACCCUAUGCCCUCCGUAGUCCACAUGUUGUCACAGUGCCCGUCCUCCUCACAGCCCCACUGUGAGCACAGGCACGCCACUCUUCAAGCCUGUGGUAAAAGGAAGAAUACUGGCCCCACAGGCCCAGCAGUGCUGAGACAGACAGUACAGACCCACGGGAAGCUCAUGACAAAGCCACUUCAGUUGGAAAGAGCACAGUGGACAUAAUGUUUUUAUGCAGAAAUAUAUUACACAUCUGUUGCAACACCUUUCAUUCCAUUGUUAGCCUCGCUGUUUCACUGCUAAUCUGUACAUACGCUAUUUUCUUCAGGGCUGAAGUGAUUUAGUUAACAAUAUUCACUCCCAAUUUAUUUUAGUAAUUCAUUAAACAUUGAAGAGUCAUUGAUGGGGGAAGAAAUGGUUAAUUUGGUUGGUCAGACAAAAUAAGUUAAUUGAAGAUGGGUAAUGGUCAUUUUCUAAAUCUAAUUUUGUGACAACCGGCAGUUGACAGUUAUAUUUGCAGCCCUGGUUUCUUUGACGUGGCUUUAGGGUUCUUUUGCCAUUGCUCAGGUAUAAUACCAGAUAUUAUUGCUCAUCACAAUUACUAAACUUCAGGUGGGCAUAUGUGGCCAAAGACCCUGGGGGUUUAUUUUGUUUUUUUGAGCACUGCUGUAGUGGUGUUGUACCUUCUUCACUGCUGUCACAAAGCAGAGGACCAAGAGAGACUGAUCCAUUACACAGCAAGACAAAAUAAUUUAGGCAGUUGUUUUGAAUGUUUUUACAAGUAGUGUCAUGAUGAACUUUUAAUUCCGGUCUCAAAUGAUGAAAAACCUCUGCCCACAGCUUUAUUGGUUCCAGAUUCACCCAUUCACCCCCCCCCAGCCAGUUGAUGUUGAUCACGCAUUUUUGAUUUAAAUGUUCACAGUCACAUUGUGUUUGGUGUGACUUGCCUCAGACAGUUUGUCAUUUAUUUGCAUCAUUCGCAGUACAUGGUGCCCUUUCAUUACUCAACUGUGCUGUUCCUCAGGCCUGUGGUAACAGGAACCAGCUCCGUUGGCCCAAUAGUGCUGAGUUGGACAGCACUUCACAGAGGAAGCUCAUCCCACCACUGUGUGCUCUGCAAGCACACAGUGGACACCUGUGUAUGAAGGAAUUGGCUGCUGCAACACCUUGUAUUCCAUUGUUAGCAUCCUUGGUUUGUUGAAUUAUUAACACUUUUUUUUUUCACCUGGCAAAAUGGCAGUUAUUUUCUAAACAAUAGUUGUGGUUGACUAAAAAUGUAAUCUUCCUGUAUUUUGUAGUCGACUGAUUACAGAACUACCUUGGUGCAUAAGAG